AUGUCGUCAAUCCCACAGUCGUUUCUUGCCACUCCCAGUCCCAGUGACGCCGAAAAUAUCCACCAACUGAAUCCUCUAGAGUUGUUGGCACAAGUAGCCGCUGACUCACAACGUCUCGACACUCCUUUAACAACUCAUACUCCAAACGCCACCCCUCACGAGCCUCGUACACCAGCUCGUUCAUCUAAACGUCUCAGCAGCCGUAGAUCCGCCUCUUUAACCCCAUCAGACUCAGAUUCUAGUACCGCAUCACGCUGUUCUAUGUCUCCCACACCCACACUUGUGGACCGCAGCGACGGCUCCCCCGUUUCGUGGAAGGCUAGAAAAACUUGCCAUCGAUCGCCAAAGGUCACUGAAGCUCAAAAAUGUGCGCGCGCUGCCAAGGAGCCUCGCCGAAAAGAGGUUCUCGCUCGCGCGCUCCGUAUAAGAACUGUUGAGAAUUCGCCUGUGAACGAGCAACAGUACCGAGUACUCCGUAUGGUAUAUGACGAGAUCACUAAGUAUCCGAAGGACCACUGGAUCGCGAUUGUAGCCGUAAUCAUUCACCGGUCUUUCGCUCAAGUCAAACAUUGGUUCUCAAACGAACGCCAGAAAAACAAAUCUGGAGAGACAAUGGACUGGCACAACGAGCUUGGUGAAAAAAUACGAGUCAGACCCAUGGCCAUCGAAUUGUGCGAGCAAUGGUCGGACGAAUUCUUUGAGAACGUGGUAAUGGUGUACAACUUCAAAUCACUCAAACUUCUACAGUGGGUGGAAUAA
Molecule: messenger RNA, 759 nt
Organism: Lentinula edodes (shiitake mushroom)
Lineage: Eukaryota; Fungi; Basidiomycota; Agaricomycetes; Agaricales; Omphalotaceae
Exons: 3
Coding region: 1-759 (252 amino acids)
Molecular function (GO): DNA binding
Source: RefSeq, a predicted model, not a curated record